Molecule: messenger RNA, 354 nt
Organism: Fusarium tjaetaba
Lineage: Eukaryota; Fungi; Ascomycota; Sordariomycetes; Hypocreales; Nectriaceae
Product: mei2-like protein
Exons: 2
Coding region: 1-354 (117 amino acids)
Source: RefSeq, a predicted model, not a curated record
AUGGGCAAAGUCGCCAAGAUCAAGUUUAAGGUACGCAAGUUUUUUGCGAAGAUCAAGGUCCGUCGCCUCCUGGCAAAGGAUGCCGCCGCUACUACCGCUGCCGCCAACGUCGCUCACGAGGAGCGACUCGCCCAGGUCCAGCGAGUUGACGGAACCGAGCACAAAAUCGAGCGCUCGAUGGACGUGAUGGUGGCCGCCCGGCGCUCGGUUUAUGGUGCUCACAUGUUGCCCCAGACAACUCAGUUCGGUGUCUCGGUCGAAGAGGCUCGGGAGCUCCACGAGAAGCAAAAGGCUGCUGCUGCCCAAGAUGGCGGUGGGAUCUGGGAUGGGACCCAGACAAGCAACCAAAUCUAA